Mesitornis unicolor (brown roatelo) is the source of this 2352-nucleotide messenger RNA. RefSeq names its product GPRIN family member 3 (gene GPRIN3). Lineage: Eukaryota; Metazoa; Chordata; Aves; Mesitornithiformes; Mesitornithidae. The record is from RefSeq and is a predicted model, not a curated record. The transcript has a single exon. Bases 1 to 2352 code for a protein of 783 amino acids. Gene Ontology annotation, biological process: neuron projection development. Gene Ontology annotation, cellular component: plasma membrane.
AUGGGGACUGUACCAGACCCUCUGCGAACUGCCAAGCUUUCACUGGUCACAGCUUCUGCGGAGGAGGACCGCCUGGGAGACCUGCAGCCGGCAAAGCACCAGCCCCAAACACCCAGCGGAGAGAGGACAAGCAAUGGCUUCCCCUGCACGCCCUCCAGCUCCGAUGGGGUUUGCUUGCACGACCUGAAAUGCACGGCGGCCACCAGCACACAGAGGCAUGAGCAAUGCAGCAAGGAUGAUGCUAACCAGCGGGAAGCCAUCCCUCCCGCGCUCGCCGGCAAAGCUGCAGAGGAGCAUCCCACAGCUGUAGAGCCUGCUGGUUGCACCCAGCCGGGGGGCAGCCAGGCACUGACAUCAGCAGCCCCUACCUCAGCAGGAGCCCCCUUAGUGGGGCGGGGGCCGGAGAUGAUGCCGGCCCCCCAGAGCUCCCGGCAGUUUGUGCAAGGCAGCCAGGUGAAAACGAGCUCCUUGGCGCAAAUGGAUGACUCUGCCUUGAAACCGCAGGGGACUGAUGAUCAGCCAAAGCUUGAGGUGUUAAAUUAUUCUUCCCUGGGCGACCGUGUGAGGGGUAAUGAGUCCUGUCGUACUUUUCAGGCAAACCCUCUGCAAGGAGGGGAAAGAGACAGGGGAGCAGAAAAGACUGGUUCUGCUGUGUGUCCGUCAGCCUCGCCAGCCAGGCACACCGAAGCUGACCCAGGGAGAGAGACACAGACCAGUUUGGAGGCAAAAAGCGGGGCUGCAGACACCACACAGUCGCAUCCCACAGAUAAAACUGAAGCAGGUCAGAGCACUGAGGCACCAGCCCAGCCUAGCCAUGAGAGUCCACAGCCCGUACACAGCACGGAUGCCAAGCUGGGGAGCCCAGACCCCACGCAGCUCUCCAAAUUCAAAGAAAUGGGUACAAUGACAGUUCAGUCUGAGAGCAGCGCUUUGACUCAGGAAGCAGCAGACAGGACAUGGCGAGAUGCUGAGGUGCAGGCCGUGGCUGCUGUGGAGAGCAAAUCAGCCUCCACCAGUCCCAGCAUCCUUGCUGCCUUCUUAAAAGGGAAUCCUCCUCCAGAGGAGAAGGAAGAAGUGCACAUAAUUUACCAAGGAGGUAUGGGACUGGGCCAGUCUGCACUUACUGACAGUUCAUCCUCACAACAAAAGUCCCCAUGUUCUCCUGGUGUCACAUCAAAAUCGACUGUUGUUAUGGCUGUGACUGCUUCAGCCCAACCCCAGCCUGUCAAACUGCCUGGGGUCCCAUCUGAUGUGGCACCUCCAGUGUCAGCAAAUAAUGCAAAACCUGCUCCCGCCUCCUCCCCUGUAGCUGUUACCUCCCAGGGGACAUCUGUGGGUAAUGCUGAAAUGACGGGUGCAGCCUGUGAUGACAAGGAUGCUGCUCAGCUGCCGAUGGAUGCUCCAUUCCCCCCAAAGCCCAUCUCUGUUGACUCCAGUAAUCAAACUCCAGCACAGCCUGGGUCUCGUGCUGGUGAACCAAGCACCACUGCCACUGUCCCAGGAGCCAAGGACACCGUGCAAGAUCUUGUCCAUGAUGCGGGAAGCAGCCGCUUACCUUUACUCCAUAGCACAGAGGGUAAGGUCGAGCCGAAGGAGGCCCUGGGCAGCAGCGAGCAAAAGCCUGUGCAAAGUCAGGGUGCGAGUCAAGGGGAGGCAGUUCCUAAUCAAUCUGUGGUGAAACCGAAGGAAGAAAACUCAGCAGUACUUGAUCAUAAAGGAGGGAUGAACGUUAGCAGCCAGCCUCCCGCUGUCCAUGUGAAGGCGUGCUUGGAGGAUGCAGGUGGAAAGGAGGAAAGCAGAGGCCAGGGAGGCACUGGCCAGGCUCAGGCAGCCGGCGGCCAGGGCCUGCAGGCCGGACUGACACCUGCCUUGAGUGCGAGCUCUGCCCGUCUCACCCCUCCCUCGGAGGCAUCAGCAGCCUCCCAGCAGCAAAGCCUCCAGGCCAAGGAGACCAAACGUGAGCUUCCUGCUUCAGCUCAGCCCUUGCCAAACCUGGGGGGAAACAAAAAGCAGCCCACCCCAGCCAUGGAGGCAAAAGUGCAGGUGAAGCAGUCCAAGCACGUCAGGGAUGUUGUUUGGGAUGAGCAAGGCAUGACAUGGGAGGUUUACGGUGCUUCUCUCGAUCCAGAAUCCCUGGGAAUCGCCAUCCAGAACCACUUACAGAGACAGAUACGGGAGCAUGAGAAACUGAUCCGGGCCCAGAACAGUCAGACCCGGAAAUCCAUUUCCUCAGACACAUCCUCAAAUAAAAAACUGAAAGGGAGGCAGCACAACGUGUUCCAGUCCAUGCUGCAGAAUUUUAGGCGUCCUAAUUGCUGCGUCCGACCCGCUCCCUCUUCUGUGCUAGACUGA